Tachysurus fulvidraco (yellow catfish) is the source of this 2503-nucleotide messenger RNA. RefSeq names its product cAMP responsive element binding protein 5a (gene creb5a). The record is from RefSeq and is a predicted model, not a curated record. The transcript has 11 exons. NCBI's taxonomy places the organism in Eukaryota, Metazoa, Chordata, Actinopteri, Siluriformes, Bagridae. The coding region runs from base 159 to 1487 and encodes 442 amino acids. Gene Ontology annotation, biological process: regulation of transcription by RNA polymerase II. Gene Ontology annotation, molecular function: cAMP response element binding; DNA-binding transcription factor activity, RNA polymerase II-specific.
CAGACCGCAAUGAUUUAGAAGUUCAGGAAUCCCGUGUGACGUCACCGCGGGUGAUGUAAUGCUGCUGUAAAUAGAGCUCAGUGUCACCGGCUCGGUGUUAGCGCGAGGAGCAGCGCUCGUGUCGGUCUGUGUAACCUCAGGCUCUGCACUUCUCAGUGAUGAACACUGAUCGGGACGGGCUAUAUGUUUGCACUGCUCCUGGAUGCACUCAGCGCUUCCAUAGAGAAGAUCAUCUGAUCGUACACAGGCACAAGCAUGAGAUGACCCUCAAAUUCUCUUCCAUUAAGUCUGACAACACAUUGUCGGAUCAGACUCCGACUCCAACACGCUUCCUGAGGAACUGUGAGGAGGUUGGACUCUUUAGUGAUCUGGAGCUCACUCAGGCAUCAGAUGAAGAAGUUGAGGAAUCAAAACAGACCUUUUCAGGUCAGGGUCCAUCAGGAGAGACUCAGAGUGAGCGUCAAGGCUCCCAGCAGCAGCAGUGUGCCAUGGCUCAGUUACACACAGGCCUUCUGAACACACACACCUCCCACUCUUCAUCUCACUGCUCUAUGGUACGACACACCACCAACACACAGCCAGUCCCCAGCUGUCUUCACAACCAGCAGCGCCACCCUGUGGCAUGUGCCAUGCCGGCGACCCCCUCUGUGCGUAUGAACACACAGUUACCAAUGAACCCCAGGAUGACUGACGUACCAGAACCUACUUCUCUCUCCAGAUCAGGACCUGCACCUCAGAGGUCGAAGGUCAUGUUUUGCCAGACUCAGUCAGAGGCCUCCAACCAGAAUCUCAUGGGUCAUAUGAUGGAGGUGAUGUCACCACAGCACAUGAGAAUGGAGCUACCGCUAACACAUGUGCCAGCAUUGCCUCAUCAGUCUUAUCUGCAGCACAGCUUGAGCCAGUCACAGCAGAGACAGGUCCAUCAGAAUCAAAGCCAAGUGCAGUCUCCUCACAGCUGUGCUCACCAUUCACCCCCUGAACACCUACACCCAGGCCCAGCGCAACCUCCAGCGAAACACCUCGCACAUCAUCCGGUCCCUGCACAGAUAUCUCCAGUUCCCAAAAACACCAUGUGUGCAGAAUCUCCUCCACAGACAAGUGGAGGCAAACGCAAACGCUCAGCAGACGAGGAUCCAGAUGAGCGCAGGCGCAAGUUUCUAGAAAGGAAUCGAGCAGCAGCAUCACGCUGCAGACAGAAGAGGAAGAUCUGGGUGGUGUCACUGGAAAAGAAGGCAGAGGAACUUACACACACAAACCUGCAGCUACAGAAUGAGGUUACACUCCUGAAAUCAGAGCUCAUUCAACUAAAGCAGCUUCUCCUGGCACAUAAAGACUGCCCCGUUACUCUGAGACAACGGGAAACACAAGUUGGCAGCCCGACAGGAAGUCCUCUCCAGACACAAACCAUCCAACACAACAGCAUUUCAUCGUCCAGCAGCACAGCAGCACACACACACCUCAGCACACACUCACACGCCACAUCCUAAAGGCAGUCUGGACACACCAAUACAUUUCAGUGACUGAGUAAAAGGGAAUUUGCUGAAUGUUAUAGCAGAUAUCAAUAUUUGAUAUAUGAUUAAUCUCCAAAUCCCUAUGAUUCAUCUCAGUAAAUGAUGUACAGAAACAGGAGACGUCCAUAUUAAUGUGGAUGUCUAAUAUAUAGAUGUGUAAUGACGGAGCCUGGGUAUCAGGAACAUCGGAUCCACUCGCACUGUGACUGACUGGAAGAAGCCAACUGAAAGAGCUCACCCUCACUUUUGCCCAGUGGGAUUUCCUCAGGGACGUUCUCUUCUGGCAGUAUGUGUGUAUGUUCCUUGUGUUCUAGCACUUUGUUUAUUUUUGCCUCUGCGUCAGAUAAACCGUUCUAAGAUCUAAGGAGAACAUUCUUCACAUUUUGUACUUCUCGAUCAGGGGAAUGUAUGAUCGUGUAAAUAGAAACAUAGUUUUGUAUGACUUUGGAUUGCAUCUGCACCUUCUGCUCUGACCUGCACUUGUGUCCUCGUGUUUCUGGAAGCAGUUCUACGAGCGCUUUCUCAGUGAACCACUCAGGUGUCACGUACCAAAUGAAACUGAACUAUCUUAACUGCUUCAUUGACUAUGUUUAUAUCAUUUACUUAUACUGUGUAGGAGGAAUUAUUCUAGGAGAUAAUCUUCCAGUUCUUGUGUGAACACAGACAGCACAGAUACCUUAUUUCCCACUGACAAUCACACUUGAUCAGUGAGCAGAUAAUAAAAUCCUGACACUGUGAUAUAACACCUUUGUGCAUUAUAUUUCACAAAUGUACAGCGCAGUGUUACAUGUUUAAAAUGUGUAAAAUGUGGGGGGGGGGGGGGGACAAUCUAAAUGCUGUAGCUGAAAACAAUAUUUUCCAUGUACAGUUUUCCAAAAAAUAAAAUACACACACACAUAUAUAUAAAUAUACACCCAUCCAUAUAUCUUUAUUUUUGUACCAUCUAACUAACAAAUGUUAUUGCUAUUUCCAAUAAAAGGACUUGAGCUACA